Lactuca sativa (garden lettuce) is the source of this 1084-nucleotide messenger RNA. Its product is annotated as large ribosomal subunit protein eL13z. NCBI's taxonomy places the organism in Eukaryota, Viridiplantae, Streptophyta, Magnoliopsida, Asterales, Asteraceae. Gene Ontology annotation, cellular component: ribosome; cytosolic large ribosomal subunit. The record is from RefSeq and is a predicted model, not a curated record. Gene Ontology annotation, molecular function: structural constituent of ribosome; RNA binding. Gene Ontology annotation, biological process: translation.
AAAUCUUGAUGGCAGUUUGCAUAAUCAAGGUUUGAUAUACGAAGCUUUUUCUAAAAUACAUGAAUGUGCAACAGAUAAAUAAUCGAGUUCGUAUUUCUUGUAAUUUUUGUGGAAAUUGGAGCUUAUAUAGCAAAAAAAAACCUCUUUUUUAAUUUCAUUUCCGUUAUGGUGAUUGUGUGGACUGUUUUUGUUGUAAUUUGAGAUACAGUUGCACUAUUUGAAAGAUAAAUUAAUAGAAAUGGGGAUUACUUGAUUAAUUAAAUUUGGAGAUAAUUUGUGAUUUUAAAUAGAUAGUAUGAUGGUGUAUUUGCAGAGUAGUAGUGAGUGAUGGUUAAGCAUAACAAUGUUAUCCCAAACGAGCACUUCAAGAAGCAUUGGCAGAACUAUGUGAAGACAUGGUUCAACCAACCUGCGCGUAAAACAAGGAGAUGCAAUGUCAGGCAAGCAAAGGCUGUUAAAGUAUUUCCAAGGCCAGCUGGAUCGCUUCGUCCUCAGGUUCAUUGUCAAACCUUGAAAUACAACAUGAAACUUAGGGAGGGUCGUGGAUUUUCUCUUGAAGAGUUGAAGGGUGCAGGUAUUCCAAAGAAACUUGCUCCAACAAUUGGUAUUGCUGUAGAUCAUCGUCGUAGGAACCGCUCUUUGGAAGGUUUGCAAGCGAAUGUCCAGAGGCUAAAAACCUUUAAGGCUAAGCUAGUAAUCUUCCCAAGGCGCACAAGGAAAACUAAGGCGGGUGACUCAACACCCGAGGAGCUUGCAAAUGCUACUCAAGUGCAUGGUCAAGUGUUACCGAUUGUGAGGGAGAAGCCAGUUGUUGAACUUGUGAAGAUUACUGAAGAGAUGAAAUCAUUUAAUGCUUAUGCUAAACUUCGUGUUGAAAGAACAAACAAACGUCACUUGGGUGCUCGCCUCAAGAGGGCUGCAGAGGCCGAGAAGGAAGAAAAAAAAUAAUAACCAAAAUUAUAUUUUUCAGUGUUUAUUUUUACUUUUAUUUUUAAAUAUGUUUAAAGAUUCUGCUUUGGAGACCUUGUGGUUGAUUUGGUUUGAAUUUUAAUUGUUUUGAAUUAGUUGCUUCGCUAAUCAUACG